AUGGCCGAUCAUCGCAUGAAAAAAGUUGCCAUCGUCGGCAGCGGCGUCGCCGGUAUAGGCGCUCUCUGGGCGCUGAAUCGUACCCAUCACGAUGUUUACCUGUACGAGGCGGGUGACCGCUUGGGUGGACACACGAACACGGUAGAAUGGAAGCAAGGCAAAUUUCGGACGCUGGUCGAUACGGGUUUCAUUGUACUGAACACAGCAACAUAUCCAAACUUUAUCAACUUUCUGAGAAAGAUCAAUGUCCGGACUGUGGCCACUGAGAUGACAUUCGGUGUCUCCCGUGACAAGGGAAGGUUUGAAUGGUCCGGGACAAGUCUGGAUUCUAUAUUUUGCCAGAGGAGGAACAUAUUCUCCGUGAGGAUGUGGAGACUGAUAUUCGACAUCAUUCGCUUUAAUCAGUUCGCCCUGGACCUGCUGAAAGAGGACGAUACUGGCAAUGGCAACAGGCCACCCGGAAAUGCCGAGACCAUUGGCCAGUACUUGGACCGGCAGGGCUACUCCGACACGUUCCGCAACGACUACCUGAUACCCAUGACAGCCGCAGUAUGGAGCACGAGUCCCGACAAGUGCGCUUUGGAGUUCCCGGCGGUAACUCUGGUGCGGUUCAUGUGGAACCAUCACCUCCUCAGCACAGUAGCGAAGCGGCCGGAUUGGCUUACUUUGGAAGGGGGUGCCAAGUCGUAUAUCGAUGCGGUAAUGAAAGGCUUCCCACCGAACCACCUAUUCCUCAAGACAGCCGUCAAGCAUCUGACCAAUGAAGAGGAUGGCCGGGUUCAGCUCCACUUUGAGAACGGAAACGCCUAUGUCUUCGACCACGUGAUUCUGGCUACGCAUGGAGACCAAGCCUACCAGAUCAUCGCGCCUUCGGCUACAGAAGAAGAGAAGGCUAUCAUGUCGGUCUUCCAGACAUCCGAGAACCCAUGCGUUCUCCACUCCGAUCUCUCGCACAUGCCCAAGCGCGAGACCUCGUGGUCGGCGUGGAACUAUCUGACCGUAUCAUCACCGUGGACAGGCAAAGACAUUGACCAGGUAUCCUUGACUUACAACAUGAACAUCCUACAGCAUAUCCCACGAGGAGCGUUUGGAGAUGUUUUGGUCACGCUGAAUCCCAUCCAAGAGCCAAAGCCGGAGUCCGUGCAAGGUCGUUACUCUUACUUGCACCCUUUGUACAACCCUGCUGCAAUCCGAGCGCAGGAGGCAUUGCCCAGGAUACAAAAUACCCGCGGGAUCAGUUAUGCGGGAGCAUGGACGAAAUUUGGAUUUCACGAAGAUGGGUUCAGCAGCGGCUUAUUCGCAGCGAAGGCGCAUCUCGGUGCCAGGCUGCCCUUCGAAUUUGUGGACUCCACGUAUAUUCGUGGCAGGCAGCCUGAGCUCGGUAUUGGGGACUGGCUGGUCAGAGUGAUAAUUCUGAUCUUUCAAGUCUUCGUCAUCGAUCUGCUGAACCGGAUCUUCAGCAGGACUAAAGCAAGUGUUUCAGCACAGGUUAACGGCAUUGGCAAGAGGCUCACGGAUGAGAAGCUGGCAUAA
Molecule: messenger RNA, 1533 nt
Organism: Anthostomella pinea
Lineage: Eukaryota; Fungi; Ascomycota; Sordariomycetes; Xylariales; Xylariaceae
Source: the annotation of a GenBank genome assembly